Messenger RNA from Hemiscyllium ocellatum (epaulette shark), 758 nucleotides. It is a transcript of the gene cdkn2, whose product is annotated as cyclin-dependent kinase inhibitor 2A/B (p15, inhibits CDK4). Lineage: Eukaryota; Metazoa; Chordata; Chondrichthyes; Orectolobiformes; Hemiscylliidae. The coding region runs from base 220 to 606 and encodes 128 amino acids. Gene Ontology annotation, molecular function: cyclin-dependent protein serine/threonine kinase inhibitor activity; protein kinase binding. Gene Ontology annotation, biological process: regulation of cyclin-dependent protein serine/threonine kinase activity; negative regulation of cell population proliferation. The record is from RefSeq and is a predicted model, not a curated record. The transcript has 3 exons. Gene Ontology annotation, cellular component: nucleus.
GGUCAAUCUAAAGUAGAGAUAUAGGCGCACAUGCACCAGCCGUGCCAACAGCAAGUAAUUGUAGUGAAAAUCCUACAGAGGGUCGCAUUGGAAAUCCGGAAUUAAGAAAUCGGCAGAAUAUCCAGACAUGUAAAUAACCGGAUACCUCAUCAGAAAAAUUAAUUCGGAGGCACAACCCUGGCUGAAAGUACGGAAGAAAAAAUACAUUAAGUGGGCGCCAUGGCUAAUCAGGACGAACUUGCCAAUGCAGCUGCUCAAGGGAAAUAUGACAAGGUGGAACGAUUGUUGAGUGAUGGAGCAGACGUCAACGGGAUCAAUACAUUUGGUAGGACCCCCUUACAGGUGAUGAAAAUGGGUUGUCCGGAACUCUGUCGCCUUCUCCUGGAGCACGGAGCUGAUCCGAACCGGCAGGAUAAUCAUCAAAUGGCACUGAUCCACGACCUCGCCAGGGAAGGUUUCCUGGAUACGUUGCGAGUUUUGAUCGAAGUCGGAAAAGCUGACACGAAUCUCCGAAACAGAAACAACCAACGACCCAUCGAUCUGGCAGAGCAACACGGCCAUCAGGAUAUUGUGAACUAUCUAGGUAACCUAAAUCCAGCCGAUUGAGUGGCUGUGUCCUCAUUGAGAGACGUAGCACCUCCAUUUUAGUUUGGAUUUUUAAAAGUACACUCGUUUCCACAGAUUCUUUUUUAAAAAAAAACAAAUAUCGAUAUUGCUGUAAAAUGCAAAAUAUCUAAAUAAAAUAUGGUAAAUACGAA